CAGGCUGGGAGGUCGACUGCGGCGGGAGUGAUGCUGCGGCGGAAGCCGACGCGGCUGGAGCUGAAGUUGGACGACAUCGAGGAGUUCGAAGGCGUCCGGAAGGACCUGGAGAGCCGCAAGAAGCAGCGGGAGGAGGCGGAGGUGGCGACCGGCGAGGAGGCGGCGGGCAUCGCGCUAGGCAGCGAGCACAAGAGCCGGGAGCAGAUUAUCAACGACCGCAUCGGCUACAAGCCCCAGCCCAAGGCCGGCGUCCGCGCCGCGCAUUUCGGCACCUUCGAGUUCUGACGGGGCCGCGGCGCUGUGCCGCCCCGGGCGGUCCGCCCUCCCCCGUCCUCCUUACCACCCAUGAGAGCCCUGCAGCGGCUGUGCUGUUUUAAAUAAAUGCGUUCUUUUUUAGAAGCCAGCACAGGAAGUUUUUUCCCAGAUGCUGCUCCGCCUGGUAAGGCUGUGGAAGGAGCCGCCCGCGUCUCGUCCGAGCUGUAUAUCCGAGGAGCGCAGUGCAGCCGCUUCCCAGCUGUCACAGCGCUGAGAAGGGACAGGAGAGCAGCAGCGCCCCACAGCUGCUGGCUGAGCUGACAGCACAAUCCUGCUGUUGUGGUGCACCACAUUUCUGGUCAGGGUGGGGAAAUGCGAAACUUCAAACUCUUCAAAGUGUUCCUUAAACUGGAACGUCGCGAUCGGGACUAAAGCAGAGCUUAACGCUGCACUGAAUGAUCAGGGACUGCUCUGCUGUUCAGCAUUUCUAGCAUGCCUCGAGUCUGACAGGGAAACAUUUUAGGAGGAACAAAGGCCCUGGGUCUCCUUCGGUUGCAUGGGGGAAGAAAAAUCAGCCCAGUGCUUCAUGUCUCACAUAUAGGUGAGAACGAUCCAUAAUAACACCGUGUUACACUGUUCCGCAAUUCCUUGGUGUACAGACACUAGCACUCAGCAGGUAGGCUCAUGUGCACAGCUCUCUCAAGCUCACACCCUUUCACCACUCCCUCAGAUCCACGCAGCAGAUAUGGGGAGCACUAAUUCCCCUUUCCAGCUCUACUUUCCUCACGCUAUGCCAAGUUUACCUGCACUGUCUCAGCUACCUCACAUGCUCCCAUACUAGCAGCUUCAGAGCUUCCUGCUGAUGACCAGAUGCUCAGGGGGUGCUGUUCCUAUGAUCUGCAGCCACAGGAUGAUGGAUGCUCAGCCACUGCUGCUCACUUGCACAGUUAGUACAGGCACAGGGGAGUCAUGCCAGAGAAAAGCAGCAGGAGCAGCCCACAUCAGUUCUGUGGCUGCUGGGUCUUUUGUCAGCAAAGCAGACGCUUGUGGAUCACUGAAUGAUGCUGGCCCUCACUGUAGCUGCAGUCUCUGCAUUAAUGAUUGAUUCUAAAACACACAUCGAUAAAAUGCAAUCUAUUUUAUUAGUUAAUUAUAUACAGGAGAUCUUCGAUAUGUUACUAGACAAGUUACCUUCACAAAGAGCAAGAGUAAAAUCAAAAGUGACAGACCACUGUAAACAAAACUAUCAUCCUUUUGGAUCUGUUGGGACUGGCUCCAGACCAACUGAGAAGGCACUGGGAGAAAAACAACAGAAGCCCACAGAUGAACACAGCCUGGAUACCCUGUGCAUUUCUUCCAAGCUGGUAAUCCAGAGGCACAGCGUGUCAGGACAAAACGUCAGGGUGCGCGCAGAGACAAACACGGGAAUCACAUUCUAAGCAUGCUACAUAUAUUGGCAUACAAAUAGAAUUUACUUAGAGUCCUCAUCUCCCUCCAAGCACCACUCAACACAAGUUUAGUGUUAACAACAGGACAGCUUUAAAUACAGCCAGCAUAAAGGCCAGGACUGCAUCAAACGCAGUCAGUGCAAGUCAUCAUCAGGGUGGCCAGGUUUUGCUCUGUUUGGGGAAGCAAACAGCAGCCUGGGCCAACAGUGCAGCUGAUGGCAUCUGGUGGGCCUGAGGGAGGCUGGGGUGCAGGGAGGUACAUGGCUUUUCUGGAUUGUCAACAGUUACUCAUCAAGAGAGAGAUGAUUUCAAGGGAGGAUGCACGUACAAUGAUGCAGAAAAGCUAGCAGAAUUGAACUUCUAUUGUAAAAGCCACAGCUAUUGCAUAGUCCCCAAUUUAUCCUUCUCUGAUUGGAAUAAUCAGAGAAUUCAAGUCUGGACACUUGAAUGCAAAAGGAAAGGUGGCUAAAAAGCUUCACUGAUAGCAAGAUCAAGUCAAGCAGAAGUUUUAUUUUAGAGAAUGAUAUAGGAAGAGGUACAUGACACACUACAGUCACACAUCCCUGCAACAGCAACAGCUUGUUCAAGGAAAACCACAGACUGGUGCUGAGAACAUCAGCUCUGAACUCAAACCAGAGAUGAGGUCUCUACAGGACAGGUCUCUCCCUCUUUCAGAACACAGCCAACUCCAACACUGCUGUGUUUCACUCACAGGCACUAAGAUGUCCUCGCAGCUCACACACUGAGAUUGAAGAGUCUGUAUUCCACUCUCACAGAGAAAUAGGAUUGCUUAGAGACUCAGGUUUUUCCUUUGUGACAGAUGCAGAAAAAAGAGCAUCCUAUGGUCUACCUAUGUCCUUCUGUGGCCUGCUCUAAACGUAACUCCCUCCAGAGAUCUGGAAGAGCUUUUCCUAUUUGUCAGGAGGUGUCCAGAACUUUUCUGUGAAAGCUUCUUUCACUCGGAUGCAAAUUUGCUACAGAAAGAAACUAUAAAGCUGAGCUUGCUUUUAAUUCUUCUCCUUUGUUCAGUAUUUGCACUGCCCAAAGAAAACAAGGCAGAUAAUUAAAUGCCUGGGGCCACCCACAGGAAGGCUAACUUGAGGCGGUGCAAUUCAAGAGCUGAGCAGGAUGCCCAGCAGCAGCAGCCACAGAUUUCCUGCUGCCUUGCAAAGAAAUUAGGCUCCAUUGGUGGCAGCAGGAGCAGCACAGACAGAAGGCUGGGCCUGGCUGCAUAAGGCACACAGGCUAAAGGAGCCUAAACCCCUCUUCACAAAGGUCAGCUUUCCUUACUCUGCUGCUGGUAACAGUGUGACUAGUAGCACCUUCAGAGAAAAGAACUGCUACUGCAUGUGCCCAGACACUUAAAAGGAUUUCCUGUUCUCACAUGGCACAUCCUAGUUAUCAGUCCAAGUGGUGCCUGUUUUACCUUAGCCAUCUAAAAAAUACCAGUAUCCCCCUUUUCUGCCAUUUACAGGCAGAAAUUGGGCAUCCUGGGCAGAAGAGUCUUCUGCUUUGCACUGUACUCUAACUUUCUGCAACACGAGCAGUUUAACAACUAAGUGCUAAAACAAAACUGCUCCCAAAGCAAUUUCUGGGCCUCACCCAUCCAGAAAGUUACCCUGGUUUGCCUGUGAAAUGUGUAAAGCUCAUAGCCUGAACGGAAAGUUCUUGACUGUGCUACUACAGGUGCCCACCAUUGGUACUGUCACCUCUUGCACCUCCAAGCUAACAAAGUCACAGCAUGAUUACUAAGGAGUCAUUUACUUUUGACAUUAAUUUUUUUUUAAAUCAGCCCAAGCAACUCCAAAUUAACUGAAUUAACAAAGGACUGCUGUAGCCCCAAUGUUUCUUUCUUCUCUUCCUCAAAUUUCUCUCUUACAGGAACACAGUUAUUUUAUUUCACUCAUUUUACUCAAGAAACACCCUGUUAUGACAUUUUAGCUUUUAGUGUAAUUAAAUUAAUAUUUAUCUCUUGCUUCAUUUACAGAAUUAGUAUUAGUAAGCUAGAAGUCUAGCUCUAGACACAUUCAGGUGCAACCGAACCUGAAGUUAAUACAGGUUCAUUGGUCUAUUUAAAAUCUUCUUGCCCUGUAAAUAUGCAAUUUUUGUCCUGCACCUACCCCAUACAAUGCAACAAUUCGGAUGUGAAAGCAGCCAAACUGAAAUGUUAGCACUUGAAGCCGAGUAAAACCACUGAGUAAAAUGCAUCUGAAAUCUAGCAACAUUCAUACUGUGGUGGGCUUGGAGGACAGACUCAUCUCGACCCUCCAGAGCACAAGGCUCACAUACUUCUGUCCAAGUUCUCACUCACUGGAACAGACCUGAGUGUGUCUGAUGAGCAGCACGUCUUCCUCUGCAAACCUCUGUGUUAGAAGGUGUCAUUGGCCCCAAAAGCCACAAUGGCAGGGAAAUCUCCACUGGCACCGUGUACAUAUUAAAAAAACAAAAUAGCCAUUUGCACACAUUGGCUCCAUUGGUGAUGCUCAUUUUUAACUACUGUUCAUAAAAUCCUCACAGACAAGCAUUUACAAUUUAGGAAUAAAAUGUUUCUUUAAAAAAAAAAAAAAGAAAAAAAAAAAAGAAUAAA
Messenger RNA from Lagopus muta (rock ptarmigan), 4290 nucleotides. RefSeq names its product cell division cycle 26 (gene CDC26). Gene Ontology annotation, cellular component: anaphase-promoting complex. Gene Ontology annotation, biological process: protein K11-linked ubiquitination; anaphase-promoting complex-dependent catabolic process; regulation of mitotic cell cycle. The record is from RefSeq and is a predicted model, not a curated record. The coding region runs from base 31 to 285 and encodes 84 amino acids. NCBI's taxonomy places the organism in Eukaryota, Metazoa, Chordata, Aves, Galliformes, Phasianidae. The transcript has 2 exons.